Molecule: messenger RNA, 2089 nt
Organism: Nerophis ophidion (straightnose pipefish)
Lineage: Eukaryota; Metazoa; Chordata; Actinopteri; Syngnathiformes; Syngnathidae
Product: neurexophilin-1
Exons: 2
Coding region: 216-1049 (277 amino acids)
Molecular function (GO): signaling receptor binding
Source: RefSeq, a predicted model, not a curated record
GAAGCCCAGCUUGUCCCCGGCGAUGGCCGCACUUCUUCUUCCACCUGGAUGAAGUCAGCGGCUUGCACAGGCUCCGCCCCCCGCGCCUUCCAGCAUCACUUUUCACGCCUUGCCUUCUUCCCGCGUCCCUCCGACCUCCUCGCUCGCAGUCAUGGGGUUUCUCCGAGUGGCGUCUGAGGAGCGGAUGGAGCAGUGAGGAGCGCACGACUGGAUUUAUGCAUCCCCGGGACGCUUUGAGGAUGCUGAGGAUGUUUUGCUGCGCACUGUUCCUCCUCACACCUGCGCUCCACCUGAUCACAAGUGCCCACGCCUCAAAGUCCGAGAUCGUGAAGUCUGGGAGUCCUAAAUCAAACGUCAAGCACAUGUGGACCGAAGGCAGUAAGGACAUGUCCAUCAGUCGGCUGCUGUUACAGACUCUGCACGGCAAGGAGAACAACACAGCUUUGGACUUUCGCUACGACACUCCGGAGCCUUAUUCGGAGCAGGACCUGUGGGACUGGCUGAGGAAUUCCACAGACCUGCAGGAUUCGCGCCCCAGGGCUAAACGGCGGCCCAUGGUCAAGACCGGGAAGUUCAAGAAGAUGUUCGGCUGGGGGGACUUCCACUCUAACAUCAAGACGGUGAAACUCAACCUGCUGAUCACUGGUAAGAUUGUGGAUCACGGCAACGGGACAUUCAGCGUCUACUUCCGCCACAACUCCACGGGCCAGGGCAACGUGUCCGUCAGCCUGGUCCCUCCCACCAAGAUAGUGGAGUUCGACGUGGCGGCGCAGCAGUCCGUCAUCGAUGCCAAGGACUCCAAGUCCUUCAAUUGCCGCAUCGAGUACGAGAAGGUGGAGAAGGGCGCCAAGAACACGCUCUGCAACUUUGACCCGUCCAAGACCUGCUACCAGGAGCAAACUCAGAGCCACGUCUCCUGGCUCUGCUCAAAACCUUUCAAAGUCAUCUGCAUCUUCAUCUCCUUCUACAGCACCGACUACAAACUGGUGCAGAAGGUGUGUCCGGACUACAACUACCACAGCGACACUCCGUACUUCCCGUCUGGCUGACGUUUGCUCACGUGCAGUAGACCAGCACCAACCAGGGCUUAAACCCCAACACCCAGAAAUGUCUACGUUCCGUCCGCUGAAGUCUCAAACAUCGCGGUAUCAAACCUUCCUAUUGGUAUCCUAUUCCAACGUUUACAUCGUGGCGGGGAAGACCUUUUGUUGUGAUGUUGAAUCGGUAAAAAUAACUACUUUUCUUUCUCAGAUCGUGUUUUAACCCUGUCGACUUUUCAUUUAUUGGUAUUUUUUAGCGUCUUAGUAGUAUUCCUCUCUACGUUUUUCAUGUUUGGUCGCAACUUUUUUGCAACUCUUACCCCAGAUUUCCACUGAAUGAGUAACGGCAGCUAAGCCCAGUCGGGCGAUCCCCUCCGCCCUUCCGUUGUGGGGCCGUCCUGCGGCAAAAUAGCACGGACUUUUUUACGAGAUCUCGAGAAUCCGCGCGUCAUACUUGCCAACCCUCCCGAAAUUCAGCGCCUCUCCCGGAAACCUCCCGGGACAAAUUUUCUCCCGAAAAUCUCCCGAAAUUCAGUCGGAGCUGGAGGCCACGCCCCCUCCAACUCUAUGCGGACAGAGCCGUUUUCCCACAAUACAAACAGCGUGUCUUCCCAAUGACGGUGUAACUGUAGAAUGAUCAAGGGCGAGUUCUUAAGUUUCUUAUGUGGGUUUAUUGUUGGGCCGUUUCAUUAACGUCCUCCCAGCCCGGUAACAACACACAACAACAGCAGUCACGUUUUCGUCUAGCGUAAAGCAGUUCGUCUGCCGUAAACAGCAAUGUGGUGACACUCUUAAACAGGACAAUACUGCCAUCUACUGUACAUGCUUUUUUGACAACAGCAUCUACGGCUUUUAGAGAGUGCAGUGCACAACUGCGCACACAACAAGGAGACGAAGCAGAAGAACGAGGAAGACACAGCAUGUUCAGCAUGGUUAUACAAAUAGUUACAGAGAAUAGGAACUUGAAACUGGACUGAAAGUCAAAUAUUUGUUUUAUAUAUAUAUAUAUAUAUAUAUAUAUAUAUAUAUAUAUAUAUAUAUGUGUAUAU